ACAAUGCAGGAACUGCAUACAUGCUCCAUUCAAGGAAGUACAGUUUGACAAGUGCUGAUCUAAGUAAUCUGUUUAUUUUAGGAGAAUGAAUGAUCGAGAGCUUGACCUUACCGAGGCUCAAAAGGCAAUAAAGGCCAAAUAUCCAACGAUCAACAAGAAAUAUGAAUAUCUGGAUCACACUGCAGAUGUCCAGCUGCAUUCCUGGGGUGACUCAUUAGAGGAAGCCUUUGAGCAGUGUGCCAUGGCCAUGUUCGGGUAUAUGACGGAUACGGAGACGGUAGAACCCAUCGAUACUGUAGAAGUCGAAUCAGAAGGUGAAGACAUGGAGUCACUUCUCUUUCAUUUCCUAGAUGACUGGCUCUUCAAGUUCAGCGCUGAUGUCUUUUUCAUCCCUCGGGAGGUGAAAGUCCUACAUUUAGAUCGGAUGCGCUUCAGAAUUCGCUCCAUAGGCUGGGGAGAAGAGUUCAACCUGGCAAAACACCCACAAGGUACAGAAGUGAAAGCUAUCACCUACUCGGCUAUGCAGGUACAUGACGAAGAGAAACCUGAGAUUUUCGUCAUCAUCGACAUAUGAGAAACCCCUUGUGUAUAAAAUGAAGAGAAAAAUCACAGCUUUUUUCCCUUUUUCAUUUUUUUAUUAUUUUUAUUUAAAUCUACACAGUCUACAAAAUGUGUCCCCACUACAGUGCCGUUAUUUAUAGUGACUUUUGUACUGGCUGUUGAAAAUGUAUAGCUUUUUUUUUGUGUGUUUUUCAAAUUUCAAUGAAGAGAGUUUCAAGGAAAUAUUCACAUUAAAAUGCAAACAUUUGUUCAACAAGCAA
Molecule: messenger RNA, 821 nt
Organism: Hemibagrus wyckioides
Lineage: Eukaryota; Metazoa; Chordata; Actinopteri; Siluriformes; Bagridae
Gene: tslig1
Product: zinc finger and BTB domain containing 8 opposite strand
Exons: 7
Coding region: 86-574 (162 amino acids)
Biological process (GO): tRNA splicing, via endonucleolytic cleavage and ligation
Cellular component (GO): tRNA-splicing ligase complex
Source: RefSeq, a predicted model, not a curated record